UGAUGUAUUCGACACGUUCUCAGUUCAAGGUCGCACGACGUUAUCAAAAAUGUUUCUUACUCUGUGUGUAUUUAUUAUUAUAUAUGAAGCCUCAGUGAAUUCAUUGACUUUUGAAUUGGAAGACGGGUCAACUCAAUGUUAUUAUGAGACAUUUUCUGUUGGCGAUAAUUUCACUUUAGACUUUCACGUAGUUUCCGGUGGGAAUUACGACGUAGAUAUGUUGCUUACGGAUCCUAACAAACAGGUUAUUAAAUCCCUCUACCGUUCAUCGUCUGAUGAAGUUGAUGUCAAUGUUGAAGUCGAAGGUAUCUAUAAAGUUUGUUUCAGUAAUUAUUUCUCUUCCGUGUCCCACAAAAUUGUAUCGUUGACAUGGCGCAAUUCCAGUCUCGAUCCUUCAGAACGUGCAGCUGCUGUAAAUAGCGAGACACAGAUUUCAGAAAGUCUAUAUAAUCUACAUUCAGCAAUUUCCAAAGCAAUAGGUCAACAGUUUGAAAGUCGCAUACUUUUAAAACGAUCUUAUUCAAGUGCAGCGUUUCUUCAUAAUCGUGUCCUUUAUUGGUCAUUAGGCCAAACACUAGUUAUUAUUAUAUUUGGUAUUGGUCAAGUCUUAGUUAUGCGAUCAUUCUUCUCAUCUCCAUCAUCAUCAGCAUAUCAACGACCGGCGAAAUCAAUUCCCAUGCCUACUGCUCCAUUGCAUACAGUUGGCUUUUAAUUUAAUUUCUUUACUGGUCGCUGAUAAUAAAAUAAAGUGCUUUGUUCUGUGUGUUAUUUUGGAACAUGUUCAUGUGAUGUGAUAUAUGUAUGUAUAACAAUAUAAUUUUCUUUUUUUUGUAAUCAAAAUUUGUGAAACCGAUAUUUUUACAUUUUGGUGUAUUUUCUUUUGUUUUGUUUCCUUUUACUUUUUUUUCAAUACUACUUGCUUGUGUGUUUUUAAUGAAUUUUCAAUAUGAUGAUUUUAUAAUGUUUUUAUUAUUUUUAAAAGAAAAAUAAUUUGUGGCUAUUGUGAUAUACCCAAGAUUGUACUUGAUCGUUUCAAAGAAAUUGUGCACGCACUGGAUCGGAAGUUAAUUAAUUACAA
This is a messenger RNA of Schistosoma turkestanicum, 1078 nucleotides long. The record is from the annotation of a GenBank genome assembly. NCBI's taxonomy places the organism in Eukaryota, Metazoa, Platyhelminthes, Trematoda, Strigeidida, Schistosomatidae.